Molecule: messenger RNA, 2469 nt
Organism: Sphaeramia orbicularis (orbiculate cardinalfish)
Lineage: Eukaryota; Metazoa; Chordata; Actinopteri; Kurtiformes; Apogonidae
Gene: septin7a
Product: septin 7a
Exons: 14
Coding region: 78-1385 (435 amino acids)
Cellular component (GO): septin complex
Molecular function (GO): GTP binding
Source: RefSeq, a predicted model, not a curated record
AUUUGCGUAUCCCUCUAGGUACUACUACUACUACUACUGCUACUUCACAGAGUUGAGUACUGAGUUUGUGAGAGGGAAUGUCAAGCGGAGAAAGAUUGCUUAGUGAAGCGGACGGGAACGGCGGCAUAAUGGCUCAACAGAAGAACCUGGAGGGCUACGUGGGCUUCGCAAAUCUUCCCAACCAAGUUUACAGAAAAUCUGUGAAACGGGGUUUUGAGUUCACACUCAUGGUUGUGGGGGAAUCCGGGCUGGGGAAGUCAACUCUCAUCAACUCACUCUUUCUGACAGACUUGUACUCCCCUGAAUACCCGGGUCCUUCACACAGAAUUAAGAAAACUGUACAGGUGGAACAGUCUAAGGUUCUGGUAAAAGAAGGAGGAGUUCAUCUUCUGCUCACCAUCGUUGACACCCCUGGCUUUGGCGACGCCGUUGACAACAGUAACUGCUGGCAGCCGGUCAUCGACUAUAUCGACAGUAAAUUUGAGGAUUACCUCAAUGCAGAGUCCCGGGUCAACAGACGGCAGAUGCCAGACAACAGGGUGCAAUGCUGCCUGUAUUUUAUUGCCCCAUCCGGACACGGACUCAAGCCCCUUGAUAUUGAAUUCAUGAAACGGUUACAUGAAAAAGUAAACAUCAUUCCCCUCAUUGCCAAAGCCGAUACAAUGACUCCUGAGGAGUGUCAGCAGUUCAAGAAACAGAUCAUGAGAGAAAUCCAGGAGCACAAAAUCAAAAUCUAUGAGUUCCCAGACACAGAUGAUGAGGAGGAGAUGAAGAUGGUCAGGAAAAUCAAGGAUCGUUUACCCUUGGCUGUAGUUGGUAGUAACACCAUUAUCGAGGUCAAUGGAAAGCGAGUGCGCGGGCGGCAGUAUCCCUGGGGCGUGGCUGAAGUGGAAAACGGGGAACACUGUGAUUUUACAAUCCUCCGGAACAUGCUUAUCAGGACUCACAUGCAGGACCUGAAGGAUGUGACAAACAACGUUCAUUAUGAAAACUACCGUAGCAGGAAACUUGCUGCCGUCACCUACAAUGGCGUUGACAACAAUAAGAACAAGGGGCAACUAACCAAGAGUCCUCUUGCUCAAAUGGAGGAAGAGCGACGGGAGCACGUGGCCAAGAUGAAAAAAAUGGAGCAAGAAAUGGAACAAGUGUUUGAAAUGAAGGUCAAAGAGAAGCUUCAAAAGCUUAAGGACUCUGAGGUUGAGCUCCAGAGACGUCAUGAGCAAAUGAAAAAGAACCUUGAGGCCCAGCACAAAGAACUGGAAGAGAAACGCCGUCAACACGAGGAGGAGAAGGCCAGCUGGGAGGCCCAGCAGAGGAUUAUGGAACAGCAGAAAUUAGACGCCUCCAGGACCUUGGAAAAGAACAAAAAGAAGAAGAUAUUUUAAUAACUCUGGAGGACCCUCCCAAUCCUAACAACAUGUUACUUUUUGCCAGCCCGCCAGACUUGAUUGUCGAAGCAUCUGUCAAUCAACUCCAUCAGCUGUCUGACCAUAUUACUGUGGAAUACUCAAGUGAAAGCCAGAGGGCAGUGUUGUCUGGACUCUCAAUUUAACCCACCCCUCCUCAAACGAUGUCAUGGCCCCUCCACUCCUCUUCUCACAUCUUAUGUCCUUAUUGAUUCUUUACAUGGAAACAGUGACAGUAUGUACAGCCGUUUCUUUUUGCAGAUCAAACAACUUCCGUUCUUCCUUUGUGAUAGACGAGGAUGAAAUCCAGAGUUCAGUCGUUGUUUCCUCUACUCUUCUGUUCGUUUGGGAAUGUUGGCUGCUGCACUGAUCUGUGCUGCAUCCUUUUAAUGCCAAAAAAAAUAACUAAAGAGGUUGGCCUCGACAUAGAGGCUGAAGCUCGCCUCAGGCACUGUUUUUAUAUAUAUAUAUAUAUAUCUUUCGGUUCAUCUAUUUAGCUAUCACAUGUUAAUCCCUCCCUCCCAGAGUGUUAUGCUCCUCCAUCUCCUGUAAUGUAAAUUGUAUAACCACAAACUGCAGUGUUUAACUUGAAACAUGUGUAACAUUUUCAUACUUUUUGUUUAUUACUUUUUUUCCUUUUUAUGCCCUGGUAUAGAAAUUAUUUUAAAAUUUGCUUUGAGUAUCAUAGUGUUUUCUAACCCUGCCUUUGGAAACUUACCACGUUUUCCUGACUUCACUCACGCUGAGUGUAAAAAUGUAAAGAAAACUGCCCAUCAAAUGCUUAUGUAUGAACCAGCACACAUUGAUUUUCUAAUUCUCCAUAUAAAUAUUUUUCCACAGAAAAAAAUAAAUCUUUCCAAGGGCAGGAUAUGGAAAGCCUGCGUUAGAUGUUGAUGGAUAUGAAAAGUCACUCAAACAGCUCUACUGGGACAGACUCAGUCACUCAACGUAACUGGCAUUCUUUACGUCACAUUUAGCACUGUUUGUGUACUGCAUCUGCAUUUUGUAAUGUCUUGUUUUUACUGUACAAAGUCACAUAAUAAAAUUGUGAUGGGAAAAAAUU